AUGGCAUUUUCCAACGUCAAGGACGCUGCUAGAGAUCAGCCUCUCACGACGCUGACGGCGAUCUUUGUGCUAUGGAAGUCUCUGCUUUUCAUCUUAGCUGUCGCCAGCCCUGGCAUUGGGUACGAUACAUCUACAGAUCUGCUAGACUGGCCAGGAGGAGGCAGUGUCUUCGCCAAGCUCGUCCGCUGGGAUGCCAUCUACUUCACGCAGAUGGCGAAGGAUGGACAUGUGUUCGAGCAGGAGUGGGCGUUCGGAGUAGGCAUUUCGGGCCUUCUGUCGCGGGUCUCGCGUCUGCUCUACGAUGUUACCAUGCCCAAUGUGCAGCAGCUUGCCAUUUCUGGACUGGUUAUAUCCCAUUUGAGCAGCUGGCUAUCAAUGUUGCUCGUCUGGCAUAUCUCGCGGCGUCUGGACCCAUCUGAACAACAAUCGACCGCAUUUGUGGCCGCUUCAUUAUACAUCAUUUCUCCCGCCGGCAUCUUUCUCUCAGCUCCGUACACGGAAAGCGUUUUUGCAGCACUCCAUAUGCUCUCAUACUUACUCUUCAUUGAUGGAAGAACGGCCUUUGCCGGAGGUCGAGCUGGAGCAGGAAGUCUUCUGAACAUCGGAUCAGGGACAGCAUUGGCGUUUUCAAUUAUCAUGAGAAGCAACGGCAUUUUAAGCGGGUUCAUAUUCGCGUGGGAUGCGUACGAGGCGUGCGUUCGGCUUCUGAGACGGCGAGGGAGUGCCCUCGAUCUACAGAGACUGCUGUCCCUGGUUGUGGCGGGUGUUGUUGCAGGUUUUGGUUUCGUCCUCCCGCAGUAUCUUGCUUGGACUGAGUACUGCGAGGGUCGUGAUCCAGCCUCGGUCAGGUCGUGGUGUCAGAACGUUGUUCCGUCGAUCUUCACUUUUGUUCAAUCGCACUAUUGGAAUGUCGGCCUGUUCAGAUACUGGACGAUAUCCAAUAUACCGCUGUUCCUGCUUGCUGCACCGACGCUGGCUCUCCUCAUCGGCUCGGGCAUAGAUGGCGCCGUCAGAGCUGUAUACUUCAGAAAAUCUCCGGAUGCAUACUACCUGGCUAUACCGCAAUUGAUUCUAGCAGUACUCGCGCUCACGACCUACCAUGUGCAGAUCAUAACUCGAAUAGCUUCUGGCUAUCCGUGGUGGUACAUCUGGCUAGCAGCUGAACGGCCGAGGUCAGUCAAGACUGCAGUGCGGUGGAUGGCCUUAUACGCUCUGAUCCAGGGCGGCUUGUAUGCAUCAUUUCUCCCGCCGGCCUGA
Cyphellophora attinorum is the source of this 1257-nucleotide messenger RNA. RefSeq names its product GPI mannosyltransferase 2. Gene Ontology annotation, cellular component: mannosyltransferase complex; endoplasmic reticulum membrane. NCBI's taxonomy places the organism in Eukaryota, Fungi, Ascomycota, Eurotiomycetes, Chaetothyriales, Cyphellophoraceae. Gene Ontology annotation, molecular function: alpha-1,6-mannosyltransferase activity; GPI mannosyltransferase activity. Gene Ontology annotation, biological process: GPI anchor biosynthetic process. Bases 1 to 1257 code for a protein of 418 amino acids. The record is from RefSeq and is a predicted model, not a curated record. The transcript is spliced from 3 exons.